Sphenostylis stenocarpa is the source of this 468-nucleotide messenger RNA. The record is from the annotation of a GenBank genome assembly. NCBI's taxonomy places the organism in Eukaryota, Viridiplantae, Streptophyta, Magnoliopsida, Fabales, Fabaceae.
AUGGGGUUUAAUGAGCAUAUCUUGGGAAAGAUUGUGCGUUGUUGUUUAGUCAAUUCUGAAGGUGAUGGGCAAGAGUUAGGAGGCAUGGUGUUCCCCUUCCCCACUUCACUGCCUACUCUUCUUAUGGCAAGAGUGUCUUCGUCUACUAUCCGUACGCACGGUGAAGCAAAGCACGCAAAACAGGGUGGUGGCCACAACAUGGAACACAACAUGUGCCAACACAAUGUCAUACAAUCUCUAACAAAACCCAGAAAUCUCAACCUCCAUCCCAGAAUCCAAAAUGCUAAUGAUACCUACGACAACAUGGCAACGACCGUACCGUUGUCUUCCUUGCCGACGACGAGGUUCCUUUCAACUUUAUCGGAAAUUGUCGACCCAACACAGAACUGUUGUGCUGUCCGUAUGCAUCUUACUGCCACCACAACCAAGACCCAUGAAGCCACGUCCACCCUAAAAUCUGACUCCUAA